AUGGCCCAGUUCUAUUAUAAGAGAAGCAUCAAUGCCUCUUACAGAGAUCGCAUCCCUCUUCACGUCGUGCGAACAGAAUCUGAACUCUCCCCUGCUGAGAAAGCCUAUUUGAAUGCUGUAGAAAAAGGAGAUUAUGCCAGUGUGAAGCAAGUCUUGGAAGAAGCAGAACUUUAUUUCAAGAUCAAUAUUAAUUGCAUUGAUCCUCUUGGAAGAACAGCUCUUCUCAUUGCAAUAGAAAAUGAAAACUUGGAGUUCAUAGAGUUGCUCUUGAGCUUUAAUGUCUAUGUUGGAGAUGCUUUGCUACAUGCCAUCAGGAAAGAGGUGGUUGGUGCAGUUGAGCUACUCCUCAAUCACAAGAAGCCCAGUGGGGAAAAACAGGUACCACCCACAUUACUGGAUACACAGUUCUCUGAAUUUACACCAGACAUAACACCCAUUAUCUUGGCUGCCCAUACAAACAAUUAUGAGAUUAUAAAACUUUUAGUCCAGAAAGGUGUGUGUGUUCCCAGACCACAUGAAGUUCGCUGUAACUGUAUGGAAUGUGUCUCCAGUUCAGAUGUGGAUAGCCUUCGCCAUUCCCGAUCCAGACUAAAUAUCUACAAGGCUCUUGCAAGCCCAUCUUUAAUUGCUCUAUCAAGUGAGGACCCAUUUCUUACAGCAUUCCAGUUAAGUUGGGAACUUCAAGAAUUGAGCAAAGUGGAAAAUGAGUUUAAAUCUGAAUAUGAAGAAUUGUCACAACAGUGCAAGCAGUUUGCAAAAGAUCUGUUGGAUCAGACUCGAAGUUCAAGAGAAUUGGAAAUUAUUCUUAAUUACAGAGAUGAUAACAGUCUACUAGAAGAGCAGAGUGAAAAUGAUUUGGCAAGAUUAAAACUGGCAAUUAAAUACCGUCAAAAAGAGUUUGUUGCCCAGCCAAACUGUCAACAGCUACUUGCCUCUCGUUGGUAUGAUGAGUUCCCAGGCUGGAGGAGACGGCACUGGGCUGUGAAGAUGCUGACUUGCAUCAUAGUUGGAUUCCUUUUUCCCGUAUUUUCUGUCUGCUACUUGAUAGCUCCCAAGAGCCGACUGGGAUUGUUCAUCAGGAAGCCAUUCAUCAAAUUCAUCUGCCACACUGCCUCCUACUUGACUUUCUUGUUUCUUCUUCUACUUGCCUCUCAGCAUAUUGACAGGUCAGAUCUGAAUAUGCAAGGGCCCCCACCAACCAUCGUUGAAUGGAUGAUCUUACCAUGGGUCUUGGGAUUUAUUUGGGGUGAAAUUAAACAAAUGUGGGAUGGUGGCCUGCAAGAUUACAUUCAUGACUGGUGGAAUCUGAUGGAUUUUGUUAUGAACUCUCUAUACCUGGCAACAAUAUCACUGAAAAUAGUUGCAUUUUCAAAGUACAGUGGGCUGCUUGCAAGACAGAGCUGGGAUAUGUGGCAUCCAACACUGGUUGCAGAGGCCCUGUUUGCUAUUGCAAAUAUUUUUAGUUCUUUGCGUCUAAUAUCAUUAUUCACUGCAAAUUCUCACUUGGGACCACUGCAGAUCUCUCUUGGACGAAUGCUACUGGAUAUUUUAAAAUUUCUGUUCAUCUACUGUCUUGUACUGCUAGCUUUUGCAAAUGGACUUAACCAGCUAUAUUUUUAUUAUGAAACAAAUGAACCUGGUCGCUGCAAAGGAAUACGCUGUGAAAAUCAAAAUAAUGCAUUUUCAACCUUAUUUGAAACCCUCCAGUCACUAUUUUGGUCAGUCUUUGGACUCAUCAAUCUGUAUGUGACCAAUGUUAAAGCUCGACAUGAAUUCACUGAAUUUGUUGGAGCCACUAUGUUUGGCACCUACAACGUCAUCUCACUGGUGGUCCUGCUUAAUAUGUUGAUAGCAAUGAUGAACAAUUCUUACCAGCUUAUUGCUGAUCAUGCAGAUAUCGAAUGGAAAUUUGCUCGUACAAAGCUAUGGAUGAGUUACUUUGAAGAAGGAGGAACUUUGCCUGCGCCUUUCAAUGUCAUACCAAGUCCAAAAUCUCAAUGGUAUUUAUUAAGAUGGCUGUGGAGACGACUAUGUAGGCAAAACAUUAAAACAAAACCUAAAAGCUUUGGAACCAUUGGGAGACGUGCAGCAGAUAAUUUGAGAAGACAUCAUCACUAUCAGUCUCGGACUUCCGGUGGUGAGGUCACAGUGGAGCAGGAGAGCAAUCUCUGCAAUCCUGUAUACAAAUUUUCAUGCUCGGAAGCUCUCAGAGGCAUCGUGAAGCUUGGAGAGACACACAAGUUAGAAGGGGAAGCCUAG
Molecule: messenger RNA, 2259 nt
Organism: Pseudonaja textilis
Lineage: Eukaryota; Metazoa; Chordata; Lepidosauria; Squamata; Elapidae
Source: RefSeq, a predicted model, not a curated record